CGAUUGAGUUACCGAUUAAUUACAAUACAAUCGGGGCCUUACGAGGCUUUCCCCUUUAUUCAUCUUACUCUCUCAUUGUAUCAACAAUACAUUGCGUGAGUAUAGAAGAAUUCGUUAGUUUAUCAGACCCAGCAAUCAUUGCUGGCGUUGCUCUCGCCAACGUUCUUCCUUUACACGAUUGUCUCUCUUUUUGAACUGAGCCAUGGCCCGAGUUCGCAAGGCAACCGGUCCUACCCGGAAGGGAGCGACCGAAAUGGUGCCGGAGGAGCGAGUGGAAGAAGAAACGCCCUUUGAGGCCGUUGAGUCGCCGUCCAAGGACAGUGACAAUGAGACGCAACCAUCGUCCAUGGGCGAUGAUAAUGACUCACAGUCUGAGAUCGAGUCGUACAAGAUUGAUACCGACAUUGAUUUCAAGUACAACCCAAACUUUUUUGAGGACAAGAAAGCCCUUGAAAGUGUUCUAAGGAAUACUAUGGGAUUUGGAGAUAUCCAUGUGAAGUCACUCCAAAACGAAGGUUUGAAGACCGCAAAUGAUUUCUUGCUUAUUUCUAUGAGUGACAUCAAUGAUCUUUGCGACAAGCUUUUGUUUGCAACAGUUUACAGGGCUCGCCUACGGGCAUUUGCUACAUGGUUACGUAGUCAACCCGACAACAUAAAUAUUACCCAAGAAUGGACAAUUCCAGUUAUGCAAUUGGAAAUGCAGAUGAAGGCGCAAGCGUCUCCAUCAAAGCGGCAAAGCGUAGAGCGUCUACGGACCCGCGCACGGCUAAAAGAGCCAAGACUAGUAAUUCGGCACGCCGGACAUCAGACUGAUGACAUUCCGAAGUUUUUAUCCCAAGGGAAAUCUCUUCACGGAAUUGAAACAAUUGAUGGCGACUACAUUCCUUUUGAAUUGAAGGGACGCACAUCAUUGUUGUACUCACGAGUACCUACUCGCCAUGAGCUUGAGAACUGCCUGCACAUUGAUCUCACAUCUGAUCAACCCUGGGAUCCAAACAGCAAAGACUGGGAGGAUAAUGAGCAGCGCUACACGCGUCAUGACCGACAACGGAAUGCACGCUAUACCGCAACUGAUAAUGCGGAUGAGGAGAACUUUUACCAUGGGUAUUUCUCUCUCCCUGACUCUAAGGAGUUCCCGGUUCUACCGGCAAACAAUAAUGUUAUGAACCCACAUGAUGUCGUACGCGAGAUCAAAUAUGCUACUGCACGGGUUUCAAAAUCUAGCCCACGGGAUCUAGAUGUCGAUCGAGACAAACUUCGCCGCAUCCUGGGACAUGUUCCUAUGGAAGUAGUUGACCGAACACUGGAAGCUACAACACAACUUGCGGAACGCUCUGGCAAAAUGCCACUGCAUCGACGUUUUAAAACGAAGUUUGAACAAUUGCGAUACCGCCGGUUGAAGUGUACGUUAUAUAGCGACACUUUCAAAUCUACUGUUAAAUCCUCCCGAGGACACACGCAUACCCAAGGGUUUGUAUGUGGUGAUUCUUACUUUGUAUACCACUUUCUUAUGAAAGCGGAAUCCGAAGCAGACCAAGGUCUUGCGUCAAUUAUACAAGAUAUAGGAAUUCCGGCACAAAUUCACACCGACAACGCAAAAGUGGAAACCUUAAGCAAAUGGAAGAAAAUCACUUCCGGUCACUGGAUAAAAGUCACAGUCACGGAACCAUACUCACCGUGGCAAAACCGUUGCGAACACGAAUUCGGUGCGGUUCGGAUCCAGACACGACUUGUUAUGGAAACGACACAAUGUCCAGAACAGCUUUGGGACUACGCCAUUACCUACGUGGUAAUUGUGCGUAAUAAUACCGCUCGCAAAGCCUUAAAUUGGCAAACGCCAUUAACGGUUAUGACAGGUGACACGAGCGAUAUUUCAGAAUUGUUGGAUUUCGAGUUCUACGAACCGGUACAAUAUUUUGACAAUCCUGAAAUUAAAUUUCCUCAAGCUAAGGCUAAAGUUGGUCGGUGGCUUGGUAUUGCAACAAAUGUUGGACAAGCUAUGUGCUACUAUGUCCUAACAGACAAAGGAACCGUGAUAGCGCGAUCCACAGUCACACCACUUCACAAAGUUGAUUCGACUGCUUUGCAAACCUCUCUUACAGCUUUUGAUGCUAUGAUAAGGGAUAUUUAUCAGCCUACUGAUUUUGCUCACAGCACUAAAAAGCAAGCAGCCUCGUUACGACGAGAUGAAGCAAUGAAGGUUGCCAGAAAAACUGGUGAACCUGAAGAUCCAGGAGUCCGUAAUAGACAUGUUCUGUAUGACUUAAAUGAGGGAGCCGACCAUGACCAAGUGGAACCAGGACUAUCAGUUGAUGAUUACUACGGUAACGACGACGAAAAAGAGUCUGGUUCGUCGGAUCUCCUUGUCGGCAGCGAAGUACUCCUUACUAAGGGAGGUAUACAACAUCUAGGCAAAGUCACCAAGCGUGAUAAAAUGGCCAGCCCAAGGGCUCAAACGAAACAACCAAUUAUGUUGUUGAGUUCAAUGAUGGUACUGAAGAGAUUCAUGGAUACAAUGCUCUGCUUGACGCUGUGUAUAAGCAAGUCGAUGAUGAUGGUAAUGAAUGGUAUACUUUUGAAGAUAUUGUUGACCAUCAAAGGCGCCCACGUGGCGGCCGAGGACGAACGAAAGGUUGGUUCCUCCGUGUUAAAUGGGCCAAUGGUGAAUACACCUGGGAGCCUCUUACCUCUUUAA
Molecule: messenger RNA, 2695 nt
Organism: Phaeodactylum tricornutum CCAP 1055/1
Lineage: Eukaryota; Bacillariophyta; Bacillariophyceae; Surirellales; Neidiaceae
Exons: 2
Coding region: 203-2695 (830 amino acids)
Biological process (GO): DNA integration
Molecular function (GO): nucleic acid binding
Source: RefSeq, a predicted model, not a curated record